This is a messenger RNA of Nezara viridula (southern green stink bug), 6019 nucleotides long. Lineage: Eukaryota; Metazoa; Arthropoda; Insecta; Hemiptera; Pentatomidae. The record is from the annotation of a GenBank genome assembly.
CUGGACCAUGGUUCCUAGAGGCGGCUUCCUCCUCGUCGUCUUACUCUGUCGUAUUAACGUAUCUCUUCAAGCGGCUUGCCAAGGGUGUACUAAUCCAUUCACAUGUGAUUGCACUGGAAUUAAAGGUGAUCCUGGCGAUUAUGGUUUACCAGGAUAUCAAGGAGAGGAAGGUCCACCUGGGCCACCUGGUCCCGAUGGUCCCCCAGGUCCGAAGGGUCCAAAAGGAAAUGCUGGAGAUUUUGGGGGAAUAGGACCAAUGGGCCUUAGGGGAGAACCUGGACCACAGGGUAGAACAGGGCCUCCAGGAUUACACGGCUAUCCUGGAUUAGCUGGGCUCCCUGGACCAUUAGGUAUUGAUGGCUGCAAUGGCACAGAUGGUCUCCAAGGUGCACCAGGAAGUGACGGACCACCAGGACCAAGAGGCAUGGAGGGUCCUACAGGAUUCCCUGGAUCGCCGGGACCCCCAGGUCAAGGAGGAUCCAACAGUGAGGGCACUAAAGGAGAGGUUGGAAUGGGCGGAAGAAAAGGAAUCCCAGGAGGAAUUGGUUACAGAGGAUAUCCUGGUCUUUCUGGUGAACAGGGAAUAUUAGGUGAUGAGGGACCUCUGGGGAUACCAGGUGAUGCAGGAGAAAAAGGAGAAGAUGGUGACUCAGUCAGGGCCCCUAAAGGAUCAAAAGGAGAGAAAGGGGAGAAGGGACCUCCUGGACGUAUGAGUAAAGGUAACGGUUACCUCAUAAGCAAAGAAGUCAAGAAAGGACCCAAAGGUGAAAAGGGAGAGAAGGGCAUGCAUGGUGAUGGCGGAGAGCCUGGUUUUCAAGGGAAAAUUGGCCGUGCUGGUGUCAAGGGUGAUAAGGGUGGCCAGGGUAAAGUGGGGCCGAUCGGUAAACCUGGCAGGAUAGGGUCACCUGGACCUUCAGGACUGAAGGGGCAGAAGGGAGCGCCUGGCUAUGCUGGCAGGGAUGGUGAUUACGGAGAUAAGGGUGAGAGUGGAGAUGAUGGUUGGCCAGGUCGGCCUGGACCCCAGGGAAAUCAAGGUCUACCUGGUGUUUAUGACCCAAGCCUGGAUACUGGAGUUGUCAAAGGACCUCCUGGAAAACAAGGUCCACCAGGAUAUGAUGGUCCUAAAGGAGAAAGAGGCUAUAAAGGGCCUCCUGGCAAACCUGGAGUUAGGGGACCAACUGGACGUCCAGGUAACCCUGGACGAGAUGGAACAAAGGGACUUAAAGGCUUUUCAAUCAAAGGAGAACCAGGAAGAGAUGGUGUCCAAGGCCCUACUGGACCAGUUGGACAAGAAGGUCUCCCUGGACCUAUGGGUGCUCCAGGUUUUAAAGGCAAAGCAGGCGAAACUAUGAUCGGUCCUAAAGGGCCCUCAGGAAGACCAGGAUAUACUGGUUCUCCUGGUCUUCACGGAGAUAUAGGGGAACGUGGACCAAUAGGUGAGAAAGGAAGCCCAGGAAUACCUGGAGUGACACCACCCAUGGGCCCUCCAGGUGAAAAAGGUCUUCCAGGUCCUCCAGGAGAGCCAGGCGAACCUGGUGAUAAUGGCCGAGAUGGCAGGUGGGGUGAAAAAGGUCGACGUGGAGAUGAUUGUGGGGUUUGUCCUCCUGGUUUGAAAGGGGUUAAAGGACUACCUGGAGAUCAAGCUCGUCAUGGGCACCCUGGAAACCCUGGAGCGGUCGGACCACCAGGGCCCAAAGGUAGACGAGGAUUAAAGGGUUUCAGCGGACAGCCUGGUUUUCCUGGAAAAUAUGGUGUACCAGGCAUUCGUGGUCUGAAAGGUGAGGAAGGAGAUAAAGGAGACAGAGGUGAUUUGAUAGGAUUCCCACCAAGAGUAGAAGAAGGUGAUAAAGGAGAGAAGGGAAUACGAGGGGAUGAUGGGCCAGAAGGAAUUAAGGGCGUGUAUGGUGAUACUGGAUUCAUGGGAGAACUUGGUCCAAAAGGAGAAAAGGGUGGUGAUGGAGAACCUGGAUAUUCUGGAAGAAAUGGUCAAAAAGGUUUAGAUGGAAUAGAUGGUGAGCGUGGUGAAGGCAGCUUUAUUCCUAAAGAGAUUUUAGUUGGGGAUAAAGGACAUAGGGGUUUCGUGGGAGAUUCGGGAGAGCCCGGAUCACCUGGAGACCAGGGAGAAAGAGGAGAAAUACUUCAGCAAAUAAUUGAAAAGAUUUAUCCUGAAAGAGGGGAACAAGGCCAACCUGGUGAACCUGGUGAUGAGGGAAGAAAAGGAAUCACUGGUGACAAAGGAAAUAAUGGUCUUGAGGGCCUGCCAGGUAUGCGUGGACCACCUGGACCAACUACACAAGGGAGUGUUGGCCUCAAAGGUUUCCCCGGAAUUCAUGGAGAUGCUGGUUUCAGGGGGCAACCAGGAAAACCUGGUAUACCUGGUUACCCUGGCUCCCAGGGUAUACCUGGACAAAAGGGAGAUAGGGGUGAUCCUGGGUAUCCCUUACUUGAAGGACCUAAGGGACCACCUGGCGCUCCUGGAUCGAAAGGACCUAUAGGAUUACCUGGAAGACCUGGCUUUAAAGGACUAGAUGGUAUCCCUGGUGUUUGGGGCCUAAAAGGGGAAAAGGGCGCCCCUGGGUUCCAAGGUGACGAGGGUAGAAAGGGAGAUAAAGGAAUGAUUGGUCCAAUUGUGGUUGGCUCACCAGGUAUGCCAGGGGAUUAUGGGAUGCCUGGAAUGCCCGGUAUUUUCGGUGAUAAAGGACCAAAAGGUAGAGAUGGAAUUAAGGGAAGCAAAGGAGAGAGAGGGUUGAGGGGAGAUGCUGGCGCGCAAGGCCUACGUGGCCUGGAAGGAGAUAUUGGUCCCCAAGGAUUCAUCGGGAGGCCUGGGCACUCCGGCAAUCCUGGCUAUAAUGGAACGGAAGGAGAUACUGGUCUCAUGGGACCACCAGGAAGGAAGGGAGAUCCUGGUCCCUUUGGGGCCAUUGGUCCGUUGGGUGAUAAAGGACCGAUAGGACCAAAGGGAUUACCUGGCCCACAGGGUUAUGAAGGAGCUGUUGGAAGAAAGGGUUCUAUCGGACCAUUAGGAGAUGUUGGACCUAGAGGCUUUCCUGGUAUUCCCUCCAUUAAAGGAUACCCAGGAGAUAUGGGAUACCCAGGCCCCAUUGGUCCGAUUGGAGGGCCAGGUAACCCUGGUAUGGAUGGAAUUCCUGGUCGCCAUGGUGACCCAGGAAUGUCUUUCAAUGCCCCUCCAGGAAUAGUUGGUGAUGAUGGAGAGCCAGGGAUAGAUGGACUUCCAGGACGUGAUGGAUUUAAAGGUGUUAAAGGCUCGAUAGGAGAGGCAGGAAAUGUGGGCCCUGAAGGAUUGGUAGGUGAGUUAGGAUUGCCAGGCUUUCCAGGAUUAAGAGGAAGGGAUGGUCUUAAAGGAAUGAAUGGGCUUCCUGGCGCUCCUGGAUGGAGAGGAAACAAAGGAGAACCAGGAAUGAGUGGAGACCCAGGGGAGAUGGGCAGACCUGGAGACGUAGGAGAUCAGGGUAGGCGUGGCAUACCUGGAGUUGAUGGCUACCCAGGAGAGAAAGGUUAUGCAGGUGACAUUGGCCCUCCAGGAGAUUUUCCUGUAGUUGACAUUGGUGACCAAGGUGUUCCAGGUAUGCGUGGAGCUAGAGGACCAAAAGGUUUUAUUGGUGAUGUCGGACCAAUCGGAGGUAUUGGAUUAGAGGGUGAGGAAGGAGAAACAGGUGAAAGAGGGGAUCCAGGAGCAUUUGGUCUUCCAGGGAUGCCAGGUCCAAAGGGAGAUUCUGGUCCUCGAGGACUUCCAGGAAUGGCAGGAAUCAAAGGUGGUCCGGGUGAUGGUGGCAUUACUGGCUUAGAUGCGCCUGAUGGAUAUCCCGGACUGCCAGGUCCGAAAGGGGCUCCUGGAGAGUAUGGAGAGAACGGUCUUAAAGGACCUACUGGAGAAUCUGGGCUGUCUAUUCCUGGAAUCAAAGGAAUGAAAGGAGAGCCAGGAAUCACAAUCCAUGGUAAAGACGGUGUCAAUGGGAUCCCAGGUCCACCUGGAUUUACUGGUAGAAAGGGAGAAAAGGGUGAGGAUGGUGCACCAGGACCUUUCGUCAUUAACCCACCUGGCCGAAAGGGAGAAAGAGGUUUGCCUGGAUUACCAGGACAAAAAGGGAUUAAAGGCGAUGAAGGAAUAUCAGGAUUUCCUGGACAAAAAGGGAUUGUUGGCAUGGAAGGUCCACCUGGGCCUCCUGGUAUGGGUGGCAUGCCAGGUAUGCCUGGAGAUGAAGGCGACAAGGGUCCGGCAGGUACUCCAGGUUAUUCACCUUAUGAUGGCUCAAAGGGAGAUGCUGGAGAAAUAGGUCGAACAGGGGAACCAGGUAUGCCUGGAAUGGAUGGUGUCCCAGGAAUCCGAGGUGCAGAAGGGAGGCCCGGUCCGCCAGGUGAUGGUGGUCAAGCAGGCAGGCCAGGGCGUCCUGGUGACCGAGGGGAUGGUGGCAUACCUGGCAAGCCAGGCAUUCCUGGAAGAGAUGGCACCGUUGGCAUUAAAGGAUUGCCUGGUAACCAAGGACAGCCUGCCCCCAACUCCAUAGGUCCUCCUCACAGAGGAUUCUUCUACACUAUUCAUUCACAGAGUGAUAUGAUUCCUCAAUGUCCUCAGGGUUCCACGCAAAUGUGGACUGGCUAUUCUUUACUGCAUUUUAUGGGAGAUGCAAAAGCUCACGGACAAGAUCUGGGUGCUCCGGGAAGUUGUCUGAGGUAUUUCAGCACAAUGCCAUUCCUGUUCUGUUCGAUGAACAAUGUUUGUAAUUACGCUUCCAGGAGCGAUUACAGCUACUGGCUCAGCACAACAGAGGAAAUGCCUAUCACGAUGGCGCCAAUCAAAGCUCAGAAUAUAGAGAAAUACAUUUCAAGAUGUUCCGUUUGUGAGUCUGCGACACGAGUGAUAGCCAUGCACAGCCAGUCCAUGUCUGUUCCAGCUUGCCCCAGGCAAUGGGAAGAGCUCUGGGUUGGCUACAGUUUUCUUAUGCAUACUGAUGCUGGAGCUGAAGGAGGAGGUCAGUCGCUAGUAAGCCCUGGGUCAUGCUUGAGGGAGUUCCGUUCAUCACCAUUCAUCGAGUGUCAUGGUGAUGGAAAGUGCAACUAUUUUCCGUCUGCCUUCUCUUAUUGGCUGGCUACCGUUGAUCAAAGGAACAUGUUCAGGAGACCUAAUCAACAAACUCUCAAGCGUGGAAUGCUUGAGACCAGAAUCAGUAGAUGCGUUGUUUGUAUCAGAAGUAGACCUAUUCGUAGGUCGCCUUAGCAUAUGUAAAUAUAUGAAGCAAUUUUUUCUACUUUUCUACGACCUACUAUCGAGUUUCCUAAAGAAUUUGUAUAUACCUAUAGUUUUAUGUUUAUGUUACGAAAAUUACUUCUAUAAAAUUUAACCAAAUGUUUUAUUCAAUAAUCUGGAAAAUUUUGGAAAUAGAAAGUUACCAUAAUGCUUUUUAUAAAAUGCAUUUAAUAAAUGUUUGGAAGUUUACAGAAGAGACAUUUUAUUAUUAGUUUAAACUAUUUUGAUUGAUGUAGUAAAAUUUGAUUAAUUAAUACUUAAGGUUUACUUAUACUUAAAUUUGUAAAAUAACAUCUUCAUUCGCUCAUGUCACCAACUGCUUUUAAUAGGUUUGUUUGGCUGUCUGUAAAUAAUAAAUUUGUUUUUUUAAAUAUUAAAUAUAUCUAGAAAUAAAUGUGAUAAUAUUAAACUUAUGUGCCAUUGAUUUGUAUACUAUAAAUUAUAGCUCAUAUUAGUUACAUUUUUGUUGAUGUGAAACAAUUAUUUAUAAACUGAAUAAAAAUAUACGUUAUUAAAAAAAAAAUGUAUUUAAAAAAAGAAUUAUAUGCUUCUAUUCACUAGUUACAACUGUUUAUCUACACCAAUUUUGUUCAUGAAUCAGUCAGUAAUUUAAAAAAUACACAAAUCACGUAAUUUAAUUUGUAAAUAUUUUCUUUCAAUAUAAUUCAAGACAAUCAGCUAUUUGUAGGAUUAUUUUAAUUUAUAUAUACAUUUUUUUAAUUUUCAAAAUAUAAAUUCAAAUUUUUUUGUUUA